CCUAAAAUGGGAAUCGCCGUCGUUGAAACCCCCACAAAACCAUUCGCAGGACAGAAACCCGGAACAUCUGGUCUUCGCAAACGGGUUCCGGAAUUCCAGCAGCAGAAUUACACGGAAAACUUUGUUCAAGCAAUUUUGGAUGCUGGUCUUGGAUCGAAAAAGAAGGGUUCUCAGUUGGUUGUUGGUGGAGAUGGACGGUUUCUUUCGAUGGAAGCCACAAAUGUGAUUAUUAAAAUUGCAGCAGCCAAUGGGCUUUCCCGUCUUAUCGUCGGUCAAAACGGUUUCUUGUCGACGCCAGCUCUCUCGAAUCUUAUCAGAAAAGGACACGAAGGUCGUGUUGUUGAUGGAGGAAUAAUUCUCACUGCUAGUCACAAUCCAGGAGGUCCAAAGGGAGAUUUUGGAAUCAAAUUCAACUGCGAAAAUGGUGGACCUGCUCCAGAUCAAGUCACUGAUGCCAUUUAUCAGAUCACAACUAAAAUCGAUAAAUACUUGAUUGCCAAGGAUUUAGAAUGCGAUUUUACACAAGUUGGAAGAUAUGAAUAUGAUAUUGAGGGAGUUGGUCACUUUGUCGUUGACGUCAUUGAUUCAGUUACCGAAUACAUCAACCUCAUGCAGAAAAUCUUUGAUUUCCCAAAAAUCAAAUCCCUUCUCGCUGGUGAACUUACUGGACGCAAACUCAGAGUUUUACUUGAUUCGAUGCACGGAGCAACUGGACCAUACAUCUCUACAAUUCUUGUCGAUCAUCUUGGAGCUGAUCCUUCUGAUCUUUUGAGAACUGUUCCAAAGCCAGAUUUCGGUGGAGGUCAUCCAGAUCCAAAUCUCACCUACGCAAAAACUCUUGUUGAACGCCUCCACACCGGAGAACACGAUUUAGGAGCUGCAUUUGAUGGAGAUGGUGAUCGUAAUAUGAUUCUUGGAAAGAAUGGCUUCUUCGUUUGCCCCAGUGAUUCUUUAGCUGUUAUUGCUGAUAACAUUGAUUAUAUUCCAUAUUUCAAGACUCGUAAGGUUGCUGGUUUUGCUCGUUCAAUGCCAACUGCUGGAGCUGUUGAUUUGGUUGCCAAGGCAAAGGGACUUCAAGUGUAUGAGACACCGACCGGUUGGAAGUACUUUGGAAAUCUUAUGGAUGCUGGAAGAAUUGCUAUUUGUGGAGAAGAAUCAUUCGGAACUGGAUCUGAUCACAUUCGUGAGAAGGAUGGCGUUUGGGCACUUCUUGCAUGGCUUCAAAUUCUCGCAGACCGAAAAGAAUCCGUCGAGGAAAUUGUGACGAAGCAUUGGCAGAAAUAUGGAAGAAAUGUGUUCACUCGUUACGACUAUGAGAAUGUGGAUGCAGCUGGUGCCAACUUGUUGAUGACUUUCCUUGAAGCUCAAUUGCCAGCAUUUGUUGGAAGAGAUUUCUCGGCAAAUGGGGUUACAUAUAAGGUUGCUGUCGCUGACAAUUUCCAAUAUACUGAUCCAGUGGAUGGUUCAGUUGCAACCAAACAAGGACUCCGAAUUGUCUUCGAAGAUGGAUCUCGAUUGGUAUUCCGACUCUCUGGAACAGGAUCUGCCGGUGCUACCAUCCGUCUCUACGUUGAUUCGUACAUUCCUUCAAAUGACACUUCUCGCCUUCUACUUCCAGCUCACGAAUUGCUCAAACCAUUGGUGUUGAUUGCACUUGAUACUUGCAAAAUGGAGCAGUUCACUAAUCGCAAGGCUCCAACUGUUAUCACAUAAUUUUAGUAUUUAAAAAUGAUUUAUAUAUUGCAUGAGUUUAGCUAAAUAAUUAUGUGUAGAUUUUCCUCGGUUUAUAUAAUUUUAUGUUGCACGUAAACGAAAAGU
Caenorhabditis elegans is the source of this 1818-nucleotide messenger RNA. RefSeq names its product phosphoglucomutase (alpha-D-glucose-1,6-bisphosphate-dependent) (gene pgm-1). Gene Ontology annotation, biological process: carbohydrate metabolic process. Gene Ontology annotation, molecular function: phosphoglucomutase activity; magnesium ion binding; intramolecular phosphotransferase activity. NCBI's taxonomy places the organism in Eukaryota, Metazoa, Nematoda, Chromadorea, Rhabditida, Rhabditidae. The record is from RefSeq and is marked reviewed.